UGCAUAUUAGCCUGCGUGCCUGUGUUUACCUCACAACGGGCAAUACGAUAACAUCGAGGUUACAGAGUCAACUGGAUAUUUACGUAGCCACUCUCUUGACCAGAGCCCACAGUAGGGGCGUCUCCCUCCCACUCUCAAGACACAUUCCGUAUUCCUCAACCACAACCCCUGUCAACCGUGCAACGGGGCCACCACCGAAUCCUCUUACGGACCUCUACUCCUCAUCCUCUUUGCCUUGGGGUCACUGCGAAUGAUUUACCCUUUCGACCGCGAUACAUAAUCAGCGAACUCCGCGAAGACGACCGACUCAGAACGAGUGAGCGCCCAGACUUACCCGACAUCCUCCCGACGAAGCACGUGUAUCUCCGGAAAGACGUGCAUCCCGUAAUCUAGUUCCUACGAUCAGUCGUGGGGAAAAGUGGCAGCAUAUCAGCCUAGUCAUAAUGGAUCGACAGUCAGACUCGUUAGGCCUUGGGCCUCGUCACGACCCCAACUCCCGGGUUUCGAAACCUGAAUCGGCCGCCGAUAAGAUGGCUGCGCUCAAAGCCAGAGUCGCUGCGGCAGUCGGCGUCUCCAAGGCUAAAGGAGGCCUUAACGUCGGAUUACAUCCAGUACUCGAGAGUCUCGGUCAGACAAAGGCGCCAGCUAGAGCGAACGAUGUAAAGCCAUCCGGCAGUCGACCGCACUCUGACUCGAAGUUCUCAACUGGAUUCAAAGCUCCAGAUGCUGCUGGGCGAGGCCGCGAUGCGCCGCUAUCCAACCCGUAUUUCAACGACCAGCAGGCAGCACAGCCCGCAAAUGGAAGACAACGUCAGGCUCGGUCGCUAAAUUUCCAUGCCAAGGGCAAGUUCAUCCAGCAAGCCGCGGCGCUGCGGCGACAAGCUGCCCUCGAGGAGAUGAAGAAGAGAAUCGCGGCGCAAACAAGGAAAGCCGGCAUCGAAGAUGAAUUGGAGACGGAAAAGAAUCUUGUCGUCGACCCUCCUCCGGACAUAGAAUGGUUCGACGGUGGACUGGUCGACGGGACCUCUUACGACUGUAUCGACGACGAAUCCAAACUGAAGAUCAAACAAGAUACCAUCAUCACGGAAUAUGUACAGCACCCCGUCGCGUUGGAACCGCCGCAGGAGAAGAAUACUCCAGCCCUGAAGCCAAUGUACCUGACACCGAAAGAAAUGGCCAAGACCAGGAGGCAGAGAAGGAUGGCCGAACUCAAGGAGCAGCAAGCAAAGAUUAGACUUGGACUAGUCCCAGCUCCGCCCCCCAAAGUCAAGAAGAGCAACAUGAUGCGUGUUUACGCAGACUCUGCAGUGAAGGAUCCUACGGCUGUGGAGAAUCUCGUCAACAGGCAGAUCGCUGAGCGCCAGCAGAAUCACUUGGAGGCCAAUGAAGAACGCAAGCUCACGAAGGAAGAGAAGCACGUCAAGCUUGCUACGAACCAAGAAAAAGAUGCCGCGAAAGGCAUCCAUAUCUUGGUGUUCAGGAUUGACAGUCUCGCCAACGGCCGGAACAGAUUCAGGAUCCAAAAGAACGCCGAGCAGCAUGCUCUCACGGGUAUUUGCAUCAUGCACCCAAGGAUGAAUCUUGUCAUUGUUGAAGGCGGUGAGCACAGCAUACGCAAAUACAAGAAGCUCAUGCUUGAGCGAAUCAACUGGACUGAAAAUGCACAUUCGCAAGAGGGAAAGACGCAACAACAGGUCCGCGAAUGGCUGGUAGCGGAAAACGAGAGUGGCGACUUGAAGGACAUGUCCCAUAAUGAGUGUAAGCUGGUGUUUGAAGGCGAAGAAAAGACGAGGGCCUACCGCAAGUGGGGAAGCAAGGUCUGCGAAUCUGAUGCCGAAGCCAGGGACGCGUUGGCCCGAGCCAAGAUGGACAACUUUUGGGCCGUCGCGAAAAACAUGUAA
Colletotrichum scovillei is the source of this 1901-nucleotide messenger RNA. RefSeq names its product pre-mRNA processing factor 3. Gene Ontology annotation, cellular component: U4/U6 x U5 tri-snRNP complex. The record is from RefSeq and is a predicted model, not a curated record. The coding region runs from base 444 to 1901 and encodes 485 amino acids. The transcript has a single exon. Lineage: Eukaryota; Fungi; Ascomycota; Sordariomycetes; Glomerellales; Glomerellaceae. Gene Ontology annotation, biological process: mRNA splicing, via spliceosome.